This is a messenger RNA of Colossoma macropomum (tambaqui), 7900 nucleotides long. It is a transcript of the gene dop1a, whose product is annotated as DOP1 leucine zipper like protein A. The coding region runs from base 1 to 7344 and encodes 2447 amino acids. Gene Ontology annotation, cellular component: endosome; trans-Golgi network. The record is from RefSeq and is a predicted model, not a curated record. The transcript has 37 exons. NCBI's taxonomy places the organism in Eukaryota, Metazoa, Chordata, Actinopteri, Characiformes, Serrasalmidae. Gene Ontology annotation, biological process: Golgi to endosome transport.
AUGAACGCGGAGGAGGUGGAGCUGCUCGGUGACUCUAAAUACAGGAACUACGUGGCGGCUGUGGACAAAGCACUGAAAAACUUUGAGUACUCCAGCGAAUGGGCCGAUCUCAUCUCAGCACUUGGGAAGCUCAACAAGGUACUGCAAAACAAUGCCAAGUACCAGGUUGUGCCCAAGAAGCUCACGAUCGGCAAGCGUUUGGCCCAGUGCCUUCAUCCAGCGCUGCCCAGCGGGGUCCAUCGCAAGGCCUUGGAGACCUAUGAGAUCAUCUUCAAGAUCAUCGGUCCCAAGCGGCUGGCCAAAGACCUGUUCCUGUACAGCUCCGGGCUCUUCCCUCUGCUGUCCAAUGCCGCUAUGUCCGUAAAGCCUGUCCUGCUGGGCCUGUAUGAGACCUACUACCUCCCGCUGGGGAAGACGCUGAAGCCGGGCCUGCAGGGUCUGCUGACGGGGGUCCUUCCUGGCCUGGAGGAGGGCUCUGAGUACUAUGACAGGACAAACACUCUGCUGGAGAAGGUGGCGGCAGCUGUGGAGCAGCCAGCGUUCUACAGCGCCCUCUGGGGGAGCAUCCUGACCAGUCCGGCCGUGAGGCUGCCGGGGGUCAGCUUCGUCCUGCUGCACCUCAACCGCAAACUCUCUAUGGAGGACCAGCUGUAUGUCAUGGGAAGCGACAUUGAGCUCAUGGUGGAAGCGGUCAGCACGUCUGUGCAGGACUCCAGUGUGUUAGUCCAGAGAAGCACACUUGACCUCAUCCUCUUCUGCUUCCCUUUCCACAUGAGUCAGGCCACUCGUCCGGAUAUGAUCAGAAUCUUGUCUGCUGCGCUGCACGUUGUUCUGAGGAGGGACAUGUCUCUAAACCGACGGCUUUAUGCUUGGCUGUUGGGUUUUGAUAACAAUGGUGUGAAAACAGGCCCUCGCAACACUCGCCUCAGCAACCCGGAGGAGCACGCCACCCACUACUUCAACACCUACUCCAAAGACAUGCUGGUGCAGGCCAUGGUUGGGAUUCUGCAGGGUAAGGCGAGGGGUGGGGAGGAGGAAAGUGCCCUCAUGCAUGACCUGAAACCCUUCCGCAUCCUCAUCAGCCUGCUGGACAAACCUGAGCUGGGUCCUGCGAUCCUGGAGGACGUCCUGAUAGAAGUGUUUCGGACACUGCACACGCAGUGCCGAGCCGAACUGGACCUGCAGAACCAGAAUCCCUUCAGCAAAGACCAGACACAGCUCAGCAGCAAACUCAGAGAGAACAAGAAGACGGCUGAACUCAUCAAAACGGCCAACCUGUUAUUCAACUCCUUCGAGCCGUACUACAUGUGGGAUUAUAUCGCACGCUGUUUUGAGGAGGGCUGCAGACGGACUCAAAGCAGUUCUGAGCCUUCUGUUCUCUCUCUAGUUGAGUUCUGUCAGCUGGUUGACUUUCUGUUGGACAUCGUAUCUUUGCCCACUAGAAGCAUGAGGGUUAUCUGCCAGGAGACGUAUAUAGAGAUUCAGACGGAGCACCUGCCCCAGCUCCUGCUGCGGAUGGUCUCUGCACUGACAGCCCACCUGAGGGCGCUGUGUCUGGGGGAACUCACGCACUGCCUGCGCCUCUGCUCCAAAAUCCUCAGUAAAGUUCAGCCGCCGCUGGUCUCCCCCCUUACACUCCCCUCUGCCGGCGCCAGAGACCUCGAGGGCCGUCGGGCUCUCCCUGCAGCGCUGGAGGUUCCAGUCAGUGAGGAUGUGUUUGAGGACCGGGAGAACCCUGCCAGCAGCCGUUCUUCUGAGAGCGGUUUCACCGACUUUGUUCAGUACCAAGGGGAGAACGGGCAGCAGGCUGACCCAGCUCAGCUUUCAGAGGGUGAUGACCUCGGACCCAUGCGACCCAAACACAAAGGGUCCGGUUCUACACCCCACAGCAAACCGCAGGACACUCCGGUGAUGCAGCGCUGCCUAGAACACUUCCAGCACUUCCUGUGCAGCCUGGUGAAGCUGUACAUCGCUCCGGGUGACAGCACCUCGCGGAUGGACACUCUGAGAGUGGCAGGGCCAGAGGAGAGGGAGAGUGUGUCUGAACAGAAGGAGUGUGUGGCUGCGUUUACCGCUGCGUGUCAGCUCUUUCUGGAGUGCUCCAGUUUCCCUGUGUACAUCGCCGAGGGCAACCUGAAGUCCUCUCCUACCAGAGAAGAGCAAGCAGAUGGUGAGAGCGUCCUUCCACCACUGUGGCUGCAAACUCUGAUGGACGCCUGUUGCUCAGCGACAGACUUCAGCAUCCAGGCAGUGGCGAUCUCCCUGGUGAUGGACCUGGUGGGCCUCACCCAGUCCGUUGCUAUGGUGACAGCUGAGCGUGUGAGCAGUCCCGACUCUGGCCAGCCGAUGAGCCCCAGCCAGGGCCGUGUCGCUGUGGUGAUCAGACCACCGCUCACCCAGGGCAUCCUGAAGUACAUCGCUGAGAAGACUGAUUUCUUUAAGAGUGUAGCGCUGAUCCUUUGGGAGCAGUUGGGGGAGUCGACCCCUCAGCAUCAUCAGCGCAGCGUGGAGCUCUUCUACCAGCUCCACAAUCUGGUGCCCUCAUCCAGCAUUUGCGAGGACGUCAUCAGCCAGCAGCUCAUGCACCGUGACAAGAGGAUCCGCUUGGAGGCCCAUGUGAAAUUCUCUGUUCUGUGGCAUCUCACCAGAGACCUGAAUAUCACCAAGUCGUCCCCCUUCAGCCGCACUUUUGACAGGUCCCUUUUCAUCAUGCUGGACAGUCUGAGUUACUGGGACGGGUCAGCGAGUGCUGUGGGCCGGGCCUGGCUGAAUCAAGUUCUUCAAAGGCAUGAUAUCGCCCGAGUUUUGGAGCCACUCUUGCUGCUGCUGCUACACCCUAAAACCCACCGUGUGUCCAUCCAGCGCGUACAAGCCCAGCGGCACUGGGCCCGGGCUUUCCCCAACCCACCAGAACCAGAACCAGAGCCAUCUGAACUCACCUGUAUGGGGGACACAGCCUGUUCUGACACAUACUGUCGAUUGUCCGGCGACAGCCUGCGGGUGGUGCAUGGCAGAGGCCUUCCUCUAGACGAUAUGGAACCAUUGAGCCUGACAGUCAACCCUCUGAGUGACAGUCUGUCACUGCUGAGCCUUAGCAGUGAGAACCUACAACUGUGUGGAGAAUAUCAACCUCCAGACCAGCAGGGGGACCCCCAGAGCUCAGAUUCCAGUGGCUCUCAGUCUUCAACCAUGGAUAACGGCAGCUUUGAUGAGCUGGAUGGCACCGCUACCACUGCAACGGAUCAGGCUGCUUCUAUGGAGGAGGACUCUCUAGACAGGUCAGUUUCUGCGGUUCUUGCAGAAUUACUGGACAAAGUGGUGCAGAUGGUGGAUGAUGGUUCGGCUGGGACACCUUCACCUCCAGAGGCAUGGCCUCAGACAGAUUCGGACAGCUCUAACUCCUCUUUGGACGUGUCUGCUGAACCACAGGUCAGUCUAGGGCCAUUCCCAGGCACCCAGGCUUUAACGUUACCUGAACUUGUAGCUGGAAGCACGUUAGAGUUCCUGUCUGUAGCAUCUGCGGAUACAACAGACGUCGAGCCUCGUGAAGGAAUAACCCGGCACAGCUCGUCUCCUUCCAUUGUCACACUUCCAGACAGCAGCGGGCGUGGCACACCAGAGCAGGGCUUGCGACCAGAUGACCCCCAGGCCCGCAAACGGAGCCACAGCAGUACCCAGCUCAGCCUCAAGGGCAAGAUAAUGGAGCGACUGGCUGACAAAUCACCCGGCGCUAAGCCUAAGGUCAAGAAGGCCAAGAGAAAAGAGGAGGAGAGGCGAAAGGCCAAUCAGGCUGAGAAGAACCGACCUCCUAGUAUCUUCUUUGGGGACAGCCUGGACCUGGAGAACUGGUACAGCUGUGGGGAAGGUGAGGUAUCUGAGAUUGAGAGUGAUGUGGGGUCACCUAGUGGUGGAGUUUCUGGAAUCCCUGGUGCAUCUCGCUCCUCUGCAUCCCCUGCCCGUUUCAACGUCCAUCCUCUUUACCAGCACGUCCUACUCUACCUUCAGCUCUAUGACUCUUCCCGUACACUACAUGCCCUAUCAGCUGUAGCCGCGAUGCUGCGGACCGCUCCAGCCGGCUUUGUUAGCGCCAUCAGCACUACUAGCAUCAACAACACGUACACUCCCCAGCUUUCUCUGUUGCAGAACCUCCUGGCUCGUCAUCGUGUCUCCGUCAUGGGCAAAGACUUUUACUGCCCGAUCCCACAGGACUCGCACUCACACUCUUUCCGCAGCGCAAUGUACCUGGAAAUUGUGAUCUCUCUCUGCCUCUACUUCCUGCGGAGCUACUACUCGGCGCAUGUAGCGGCGACUUCGCAGGAUUUGGCGGGAAACCGCGCCAUGCAGCUGACCAGCGUGGAGGUGCUAACUCUGCUCUUCUGCGAGCUAGCUAAAGCAACGGGUGGGUCGGCCAAAGGAUUCGCCAGUUUCAUCAGCGACGUGCUGUCCAAGUGCAAAGUGCAGAAGGUGACGUUGCAUUGCCUGCUCUCCUCCAUCUUCAGCGCGCAAAAGUGGCAUGAUCAGCGAGUUCGAGGGUCCAAUAUGGCUGCUGUAGAGGAGGGGAUGACCGAAGAGAGCAUCAUCAACCUGUCUGAGGACCAGUUGGAUGGAUGCAGUGCCGUGCAGUCACAGCUCCUGCGGCUGCUGCAAAGCCUGGUGGUGCUGGAGCACCAUGUAUUGGUGCCCAGCGAUGAAGGUGGAGACGCAGGGCUUCAAGGGGCGGGGGCUUCAGGGGGUGGAGCCAGCGGAGUUGGUGCCGGCGGGGGCGGUUUUGAGCUGCUAGGCAGUGAAGUAGAGCAUGUGAACCCUCAGCAGCCAAUGGCGUCACUGCAGUACCUGCCAGGCCAGCCAAUCACAGCACAAGGCAUGUUCCUGUGUGCGGUGAUCCGGGCGCUGCACCAGCACCACGCCUGUAAGAUGCAUCCGCAGUGGAUCAGCCUCAUCACAGCUACGCUGCCUUACAUGGGCCGGGUGCUGCGUCGGGUAGUGGCGUCAGUCACGCUGCAGCUGUGCAGGAACCUGGACAACCUCAUCCAGCAAUACCGCUACGAGACUGGACUCACUGACACCAGGCCCCAGUGGAUGGCGCUGUGUAUUCCGCCUGACCUCAUUCUCACUGUGCUGGAGGGAGUAACAGCCAUCAUCCACUACUGUCUGCUGGACCCAUCAUCACAGUACCACCAGCUCCAGGUUAGCGUAGACCAGAAGCACCUGGCCGAGGCUCGUGCAGGUAUCCUCUCCAUCCUGCACACCAUCAUGUCCUCGGUCACUCUGCUCUGGAGUGUCCUGUACCUGGCUGACAGUUCAGACAGACCUGCAGCCGCUGCCGCCUGCUCCAACUCCAACAUCAACCUGGGCUCCACUAAAAAUCUCCGGCAGCAGAUCCUGGAGCUUCUUGGUCCGAUUUCCAUGAACCAUGGAACACACUUCAUGGCUGCUAUUGCUUACGUCUGGAACGAGAGGAAACAGGUCAAAACGCCCGCCAGGAACAAGGUGAUUCCCACAGCCAGUGAGGAGCAGCUCCUGCUGGUGGAUUUGGUGCGGUCAGUGAACGCCAUGCGCACAGAGACUGUGAUGCAGACAGUGAAGGAGGUUCUAAAGCAGCCGCCAGCCAUCGCAAAAGAGAAGAAGCAUUUGUCCCUGGAGGUUUGCAUGCUUCAGUUUUUCUAUGCCUACGUUCAGAGGAUUCCUGUGUCCAGUCUGGUGGACAGCUGGCCCUCACUGCUAGCUCUGCUGAAAGAUUCAGUGCAGCUCGGCCUACCGGCACCAGGACAGUUCCUUAUUCUGGGUGUUCUGAAUGAGUUUAUCCUGAAGAAUCCCACCCUGGAAAGCAAGAAGGACCAGCGAGAGCUGCAGGAUGUGACCCAUAAAAUCGUGGAGGCGAUUGGCACUAUUGCUGGAUCUUCUCUGGAGCAGACCACCUGGCUGAGGAGAAACCUGGAGGUGAAGCCUUCUCCGCAGAUCGUGGUGGAUGGAGCCACUUUGGAGGCAGAUGUGGAAGAUUUAAUGCUCACAGUGAUGGAGGCGUCCAAUUUCACUCCAUCAGUCUACAGCGUUCACGCCCUCACACUGCUAGCAGAGGUGUUGGCUCACCUGUUGGACAUGGUGUUCUACAGCGAUGAGAAAGAGAGAGUGAUUCCCCUGCUGGUCAACAUCAUGCACUACGUGGUUCCUUACCUCCGGAACCACAGUGCCCACAAUGCCCCAAGUUACCGAGCGUGUAUCCAGCUCCUGAGCAGCCUGAGUGGUUAUCAGUACACACGCCGGGCCUGGAAGAAAGAAGCCUUCGACCUGUUCAUGGACCACACCUUCUUCCAGAUGGACUCAUCCUGUGUCAGCCACUGGAGAGCCAUCAUUGACCACCUGAUGACCCAUGAUAAGACCACAUUUAGAGAUUUGAUGACGCGAGUGGCUGUAGCACAGAGCAGCUCUCUGAACCUGUUCACCAACCGUGACGCCGAGCUGGAACAGAGAGCAAUGCUGCUGAAACGGCUCGCAUUCACUAUCUACAGCAGUGAGGUGGACCAGUACCAGAAAUACCUACCAGACAUCCAAGAGCGGCUGGUGGAGAGUCUGCGUCUGCCUCAGGUUCCUAUCCUGCAUGCGCAGGUGUUUCUGUUCUUCAGGGUGCUGCUGCUGCGCAUGUCCCCCCAACACCUCACUUCACUGUGGCCCACCAUGAUCACUGAGCUGGUCCAGGUGUUUUUACUGAUGGAGCAGGAGCUCAUUGCAGAUGAGGACAUCACCAGGACCUCAGGACCCUCCGUAGCGGGGCUGGAGACAACAUACUCCGGAGGAAACGGUUUCUCUACCUCCUACAACAGCCAGCGGUGGCUCAACCUCUACCUGUCCGCAUGCAAGCUGCUGGACCUGGCCUUAGCUCUGCCCUCAGAGAGUCUGCCUCAGUUUCAGAUGUAUCGCUGGGCCUUUAUCCCAGAAGCCUCAGAUGACUCAGGCCUGGAGGUGCGGCGGCAGGGAACACACCAGAGAGAGUUCAAGCCUUACGUGGUCAGACUGGCCAAGCUGCUAAGGAAAAGAGCGAAGAAAAACCCGGAGGAGGACUGUUCUGGCCGCCCGCUGAUAUGGGAGCCAGGUCGGCUGACCCUAACGCUGUACGGCAUCCGCAGCAUGGAGCAGCUCCUGCCCUUCUUCACGCUCCUCAGCCAGGUGUUCAGCAGCAAAGCCAGCAGCCGCUCAGGCCCCUGCCCCGUCCUCUCCCCCUCAGACACACCACACACGCCCAAACACAGCAAACCCGAGAGCCAGAAAGUGUUCUGGAGCCGCGCCAGGCAGCACAUUGAGGAGAUGGUGGAGAAAGAUUUCCUGGAAGGACUCAUCAAAACGUGACUGGGCACAGUGGACGAAAAAAAACAAAAAAACAUGAACUGACCUGUGGAAAAACACUAACACCUCACCUUUUAAAUAAAAAAGAAAAAAAAAAGAAGAGGGAUCAAAUAUUAAAAAAACAGAAGUUUGUACAUGGUUUUGUUUUUCUAUUUAUGAUUACUGUAUUUUUUUCAGAGGCUAUACUAUUUAAUUUAAACUUUUAUUUGUAUUUAGAGGGCAGCUGUGAUUGCACUCAUUACUGUAAGCCUUCUGAAUAAUGUGAACUUUCUUUACCAUUCCAUGUUGUGCUGAUUAGCAUAAGAGACAUAUCAUUUAAAAAUUAAAGCAUAUUUCUGAGAGUCCUCUUGGCAAGCUUGUAGCACACCUCAGGAUACCCCGAUUAACCAACUGGAUUUGCACUGAUAUUUCAUUCCUGCAGUUCUGAAUGGAUCGCGUUUUAAAUUAUGGAAAUCAUUCUGAGAAUACGAGAAGCGAUGUGGCUUGCAAAGCUGUCAGAAAGAGAAAAGUGUCACUAAGAAUCUACUGACCUGUUGAAAUAAAUCUGAGCUUUAAUUAA